Gongylonema pulchrum is the source of this 345-nucleotide messenger RNA. The record is from the annotation of a GenBank genome assembly. Lineage: Eukaryota; Metazoa; Nematoda; Chromadorea; Rhabditida; Gongylonematidae.
AUGAUUCGUGGAGUGCGCCCAGCUGAUGGGUUUGCGAAAACAACCGAGUCGACCAGUACUUUCAAGCUAUCUGAUCUGCAGUCGUGUCGGAAGUAUGUGGCCUUCCUGACCCUCGUUUACUUCAUUAUGGUCCUCACUCAAGUCUGCAACUUGUUGUUUAUGACAUUUGCCGACCGAAAACCGACAGUGGAAGAUUUUUGCUCAACGCGAUAUCCGGAAUACCUAGCAUCAAAGAACUGUACAUCAACAGGAACAUGCUGGGUUGUCAUCAACGGAACUAAAACUAACUGCGCUUCAAGAUAUUACGACUUCAUACCAAUACGAAACGAUGUAUGUUCGGAAUGA